AUGGAUGCUGUGCGAGGUACAGCCAGUAUUUUCCACCUUUUACAACAAUGCUUAAGCCAUAUCAAGCAGGUGCGCAGGUUCGAAACUGAAUUCAGAAUCUAUGAGCUCCAUCUACAAAUGCAUCUCUCCCGGUGCGCCACCAUUGCAAGAAUCAUCCACGACACGAACCGCGUCGACGAUUUUUUAUCCAUGAAUGCAACUGGGGACACAAUCAGCGUGUCGCGAGACCGAGAACCAACAGCAGCGGAGAUUCUAUCUGCUAUUCAAGACGCCCUCCGCAUAGCUCAACGUGAAGCUGCCCAGAUCAGGGCUGAUUGCAGCACACAGGCUCGAAUGACGGGAUUUGUUGACAAACGAAAAGCCCAAGCGACAAAAACAAUUGGAGUGGUCAAAUGGGCUUUCUACAAAAGAGACGAUUGCAACAAGUUUAUAGAGGAAAUUUCCUCCAUAAUUUUGCAUCUCGAGCACCAGGUCGAUAGGGAAAGGCGCACACUUGAGUCGUGGUAA
Messenger RNA from Trichoderma harzianum CBS 226.95, 507 nucleotides. RefSeq lists its product as hypothetical. The transcript has a single exon. The record is from RefSeq and is a predicted model, not a curated record. Bases 1 to 507 code for a protein of 168 amino acids. NCBI's taxonomy places the organism in Eukaryota, Fungi, Ascomycota, Sordariomycetes, Hypocreales, Hypocreaceae.